Messenger RNA from Ailuropoda melanoleuca (giant panda), 751 nucleotides. Its product is annotated as rho GTPase-activating protein 17-like. Gene Ontology annotation, cellular component: cytosol; cytoplasm; intracellular anatomical structure. Gene Ontology annotation, biological process: regulation of Rac protein signal transduction; positive regulation of GTPase activity; regulation of actin cytoskeleton organization. The transcript has 3 exons. The record is from RefSeq and is a predicted model, not a curated record. Gene Ontology annotation, molecular function: GTPase activator activity; protein binding. Bases 139 to 384 code for a protein of 81 amino acids. NCBI's taxonomy places the organism in Eukaryota, Metazoa, Chordata, Mammalia, Carnivora, Ursidae.
CGCUGGAAGUGACGCGGCGAGGGCGGGGCGCCGGCCUGAGAGGCACCGCCGCCGCCGCCUGGGUCGGGAAGCGAUGUAGCCGCGCCAGGCCGUCCCCCGAGCUGCCCGGCCCGAGCCUCGCGGGCCGCCACCGCCACCAUGAAGAAGCAAUUCAACCGCAUGAAGCAGCUGGCCAACCAGACCGUGGGCAGAGCUGAGAAAACAGAAGUCCUCAGUGAAGAUCUGUUACAGAUUGAGCGGCGCCUGGACACAGUUCGGUCAAUGUGCCACCAUUCGCACAAGCGUCUGAUGGCAUGUUUCCAGGGCCAGCAUGGCACCGACACUGAGAGGAGAUAUGUGAGUAGUGGGUGUGACUCGGGGGCCGUCGUUUUGGUGUCUCUGUGAGGCUCUGCGCCCUGCGGUCCCUUGGUUUUUCUCAAGCAGGAGCAGCGGUGUGGUCUGCAGAUUUGUACCUUCUGUUGCCAUUUACUCUCGUGCCACCUGCCUGACCAGAACAUUCUUUUGUGCUUAAGACAUUGCAGAGCUGAAAGCCCUGCUCACACUGAAUUUUCUCGAGGUGCUUUUAAAGACUCAGUGCGCCAUUUGUCAUUGAUAAGAUAAUGGAGAUGUCUGUUAGGAAUGCUUUGGUGGCAAAAAAGCUGAAAGGCUGUCUUAAAGGGACUUAGAAAAUGGAAAUAAUUUAUUGGCUUACUAACUAAAAUGUCCAGAAGCUGGGGUGAACUUGAGGUGAGGCUUGAGCUGGCAUUUCCGU